UGUGUGCCUUGGAAGAAAACAAUCUGUUAAGAUUGGUAGAGUUUGUGGAGUACUUGAUGAGAUGAAGGAAUCUAAAUUUGAGAUAGAGAAGCUAUUCCAGCAUAUCACAUUUAGUUCAUCACAAAGAGAGAGUAUUAUGAGAGCAAUUGUUGCUGUGAACCCAGACUAUAAACCUGAAGGAAAUCAACUCACAAGUAUUUGUAAUGUACCACUCUUAGAAAAUAUUUACCGCAGCAAAGAGAGCUUGGAAGAGGAGGUGGAGAAGGAUGCUUCCAGGAACAACAGGAGUGGAUAUCAUUGUUUGUUUGAUUCACAACAAUUACAGAAAGCUGUAAGACGACAGAUAAAUAUAGAACUAGGUGGUGGUAUGAAAGUCAAAUCAAUUGAAUCGCCAGAAAUUCUAUCCAAUGAUUCUGUUAAAAAGGGUAGAAUACUUGAAGAACACGUUGAAAUGUGGAGACAAGUGUUGAAGUCAUCAUUCAUGUCAUUCAGAACUAAAAAGACAGGGCACAAGUGGAAGAUGGAUCCAUUUUAUUUCGUUCUUCAGCCUGACGAAUACAUUGAAGUGUUAUUGAAUUACAUCCCCCAGAUAGCGUCGAGUACAGAGGGUGAAUCGUUACUGUCAGCAUCCAAUGAAAUAGGAUCCCGACUUUUCAAAAAAUAUGAUUUACAGCAUAAACAGAAGAGUGGCUUAGCGGAUAAGAUCAGUGAUAUGUACAAGGACUACGUGGCUGCAACAUUGGAUGAUGAUUUGAUGACAAAAUAUCAAUACCGUGAAUACUGGCAGAAACUUGACAAUGAAGGCUCAUGGGGGCCAAGCUUGGACUAUGAAGCCUUACCAUGGGGUAGAGGUUUAAUUAUCCUUGGUAUAAAGCUAACAGAGCUGCUGUUGAAAGAAAUCAAAAUAGAUGUCGGCAAGAUAACAGGCAAAAAAGAAAAGAAAAUGAUACCAGCUUUUUAUCACAUGUAUGCAUACCGUAAUAUCAAACAGGUUGGAUUUUUGAAGCCACAUCCAAUGUUAGUUGAUCUAAUCAAAGAGGUAGACCAAUCGGAUUUAUGGUUUGAUAGUGAGGUCUUACCAAUGUUAUCACCGCCGUUGCCAUGGAAUUCGAUCAAACAUGGCGGCUAUUUGCUAACGUCUA
Messenger RNA from Saccoglossus kowalevskii, 1142 nucleotides. RefSeq names its product DNA-directed RNA polymerase, mitochondrial-like. The record is from RefSeq and is a predicted model, not a curated record. Gene Ontology annotation, biological process: mitochondrial transcription. NCBI's taxonomy places the organism in Eukaryota, Metazoa, Hemichordata, Enteropneusta, Harrimaniidae. Gene Ontology annotation, cellular component: mitochondrial DNA-directed RNA polymerase complex. Gene Ontology annotation, molecular function: DNA-directed RNA polymerase activity; protein binding; mitochondrial promoter sequence-specific DNA binding.